This is a messenger RNA of Amborella trichopoda, 1592 nucleotides long. RefSeq lists its product as uncharacterized. NCBI's taxonomy places the organism in Eukaryota, Viridiplantae, Streptophyta, Magnoliopsida, Amborellales, Amborellaceae. The record is from RefSeq and is a predicted model, not a curated record.
CCUAUUUUCACUGCAAAACUGACAGUCUAAAUAAUUUAUUAUAAUAUAAAGUAUUUUUAAAAAAUUCUAUUUGAUUUCACAACCAUCAUGUUCGAGGCGAGACGAUUGAUGGAAAAGUUUUCCGAUACUUAAAUUGUAAUUUUUGGUGGCCUAUGAGGUGAGGUUGCAGCCCUAUCAAACCAUUUUCUAUUAAAAAAUAGGACAUUUAAGUGCUGCGAAAAUGGCUUGCUUGCGUUUCUUAAUUGCUUCUCUCUCUAGUCUCUAUAGCCCCUACUGGACACAACUUCGCCAUGACUGUUGAGGAAUGCAUUAUUAAUGCCUGUUUUUUCUGGCAUGACUUCAUUUCCUCCCUUUCCACUCCUUUUAAGCCAUGGCCUCUCUGUGAUCUUUGCAGAGAAUUAGGGUUUAUUCACAUAGAGUUUGUGUUCUGAGACGGGGAAUCCUGUGUUUUGAGCAGAGAACUUAGUUUUAGUGGGGAGUAUGGGUUUUCCAGGGGCUUGUUUUUCCCUGUAGAAAUUCACAUUGCAGAUAAUCAGGUGUUUUGAGCUACUAUCUCUUAGCAGAGAGCUGAGCAUUGUGCAAAGAAUUGGACAUUUUGCAGAGGUUCGGCAUUUUGCGGUGAACUAGGGUUGUUCAGGUACUAGUUUUUGUGUAGAGAAUUGGAGGAAUUGGCUUUUUGUUUAGAAUUAGGAUUUUUUUGGGAGACUAGGUUUUUGCAGAGCUUGGAGCUGGGAUGGACAUGGAGAACUCUGUUGGAGACUCUGAAACGAGUGAUGGAAGGGAUGAGAUGGAGAAGAAGAAAGUGGGAUUGCUAAGGGCCUUGGUGGAGACUAAAGAUCCAACCGCUAAGGAUGUUGACAAUCUUAUGCUCAGAAGAUUUCUGCGUGCUCGUGAUUUAGAUGUCGAAAAGGCAUCUAUGAUGUUCCUAAAAUACUUAAAAUGGAGGCAUGCAAUGGGUUACACCUCUGAGACAUAUAUUCAGAAUGAACUCGCACAAGAAAAGCUUUAUAUGCAAGGAAGGGACAAGAAAGGACGCCCCAUAGGAGUCGCAUUUCCCUGUAAACACAAUUAUUCUCACAGAGAUCUCGAUGAGUUUAAGCGAUUUGUAGUCUAUUCUCUCGACAAGUUGUGUGCCAGCAUUCCGGAAGGGCAGGAAAAGUUUGUCAUUAUUGCAGACCACAAAGGAUGGGGCUAUGCAAAUUUUGAUAUCCGUGGAUAUGUUGCAGCUCUCAGUAUAAUGCAGGAUUAUUACCCAGAACGGCUGGGCAAGGUCUUCCUGAUCCAUGUGCCUUACAUCUUCUGGACUGCCUGGAAAGUUAUCUACCCAUUUAUUGAUAAGAACACCAGAGAGAAGAUUGUUUUUGUUGAAAAUAAAAGUCUGCAGUCUGUGUUGCUGAAAGAAAUCGACGAAAACCAGCUCCCAGAGAUAUAUGGAGGAAAAUUACCCCUGAUUCCCAUUCAAGAAUCAUCUUACUAGCUCUACAGUUUUUGUCAAAAAAACAUCCACCAGCUCAUAUCCUUCACUGUGCUGAUAUGUACAAUAUUCUCGUAAUUCUAAUAAUGCCAUGAUAGGAGUGUUAAUUUGAUGAUUA